Messenger RNA from Hypanus sabinus (Atlantic stingray), 3687 nucleotides. RefSeq lists its product as uncharacterized. NCBI's taxonomy places the organism in Eukaryota, Metazoa, Chordata, Chondrichthyes, Myliobatiformes, Dasyatidae. The record is from RefSeq and is a predicted model, not a curated record. The coding region runs from base 49 to 2670 and encodes 873 amino acids. The transcript is spliced from 2 exons.
UAAAAUCUGACCCAGUGAAUAAAAAUUUCUGUGCAGUUUGUGGAGUGAAUGUAUUAUGUGCUUUGUGGAAAAGUUUGUUUAAAGCAUCUUGUGACUAACUUACAUGCAUAUUUGACUAUGCAGCAAAAUGGUGUUCUGACUGAGGAAGUCAAGAAUGGAAAAGAAAAUGAUGUUGACAUUAGAGAUGCAUGUUCGUCAGCUGUAACUGUGGACUCUGGUGUAAACUUCUCAUAUUCUGAAAGAGAUUAUGUGUCGAAACCUAUUACCAUGGAAACAAAACUAACAGAGAAGGCCAUUGAUCCACAAGGCGGACUUAAUGUGAAUGCCACUCACGAAUGCGCUGUCUUAAAAGACAUAAAGGAAACUUUCAACAGUUGCAAAUUAAUAGCAGAAUCUACUUCAACAAAACAUGAUGAAAAUUGUAAUGACAAUUCAGAAAACAUAAACCAUGAUCUUCAAGGAGAGGUUCUCAAAAUCGAAAAGGUUUUCGAUCAUGCUAUACAGUUUGAAACAAGGCCUGCAUCCUAUGAAAUGUCAAAAGUAAUCUGUGGCACAACUCACAAAGAGUGCUUCAAAGACUAUCCAGCUCCAGUACUGGUUGCCCAAACUGCAGGCACAUUGGCACAGAAGGAUUUAGAGGUGACAGGACAGAUCCUUGCCAAGAAACCUCAUUCGGUUGCUGCAGACCCAAUUGAGGUCUCCCAAGAAAAAAUGGUGGAGAACUUCCAAACUAGAAAUGAAGCUGGAAAAGUAAUGGCUAUGGUUGCAAGUGCCAAAUCUAAAAAGGAAUCAACAUCAAAUCAGUCAGUAUUAACCUCCAAUGGAGUUAUGUCUGAAAACUCUUCAAAAAUGAGUCAAAGUGAAGAAAAGCCGAGUAAUUUUUCCUCAACUGAUUUAACUAAAUUGACCAAGGAAAGUCCAAAUAUUUUAGGCAUGCCACAGGAUAAUAAAGGCUCAAUUAAUCUGUCAGUGAUGGAUCAAAGUGGAAAGAUUCCUUAUUCAGGCAGCAAUAGUAAUCAAACACCAUGCAACAGGUUGAUAUAUCAACAGGAGUCCAAAAACCUUUCAACUACGAUUCAUAAUGAACCUUUGCCAAUCACCACUCCUCCAGGGCCAUAUGCAGAAGAGUUGGGGUCAGAUCAGACAAAUAAAUUCAAAUGCCUCCAAAAUCAUUCAGAAACAAAUCAACCUAACUGUAAGUUCAUUAAAGAAUAUGGUUCAGCUGAAGGUUUGACCUCUCUCAAUAGGAAGCUUGUGUUGGAGAUAAUGGAACUGCAGCAUCAGAGACAGGGAAACAACCCAGGCCAGAGUGACGAAGUGCAGUUUAAGCCCUGGGGUAUUAAAACUCAAUCUUCUAAGCCAUUUCAAGGGGUGAAACUCAUGACUGAGGUGUCAGAAAGUCAAAGUGUGGACAUGGAACACAUGGAUUUUACCAUAGCUCGCAAACAGUGGCUGAGGCUGGAAGCGAUGAGCAGGACACACAGUUACGGGCCAGCAGUCAAAAAGCAGAAGAAUAAAAUGAUAACCAAACAUGUUAAUAAAGAGAAAAAAGAUGACUCUUCCAUCAAUAAAUCAAUAGAAAAUGAAGUAGCCUCACCCUUUUCUGAACCUUUGCUCUCAGAAGAUAACAUGCAAAGCAAGGGGUCAACAGGAAUCAAAACUCUUACAGAUGAAUGCAUGAGAAAUUCAACAAAUCUAAAUAAAGAACAGGAUGUGGUGGCAUCACAAGAGAAGAAUGGCACAACAGGGGCUAUAGAUCAGAAUUUAUUAUUGAAUACAACAGCUUGUAGUCCUUGUCCAGAAAGGAAUGAUUCUGGACUGGACGACAGGACACAUAGACUUCAAGGUAACAACUUGCUUGAUCCUAUUGUUCAGAAUGAAUCAUCACAUUCUCUGCCCACAAUGAGUGAGAAGCCUGAAACACCUAUUGAAAAGGAGUUUUGCCUCAGUCUAAAGCAGAAUGAGAGUCUUAGAAAAGCCAGAGGCAUUAUCACACUUCCUUGCUUUGAAAAAUACACAGAGAUCAAAACCAGGCCUCUUAGCUUGCUGCCUGUUUCUCCUCCUUCAUCACCUAAGGUCAAAAAUAACCAUUUUGCUGAGAUGCAAAUACAACGUGAAAUGCUACUUGAACAGCAAAGAGAGGAAGAUCUUAUACAGCAGAGAAAGAUUUUGGGAAAGUACAACAAAAGUAUGAUUCCAGAGAUUGAGGGGAAAAGGAAGUUCUUUGAUCAGCAAAAUUCCUUCCCAUUCUCACUUCCCAAUAAAAUGUUAGCUCCAUCUAUUACUUCUCCAGCCACAUUGGUGGUUUCACCUCCUAUAAGGAGUCCCUUCAGUAAUGAAACCAAAGUUUCUAAUGUUCUUAUUCUGCAAAAUGAUCUACUGGCUUCUGACAAAGAUAAGGCAGAUGUUAAAGAUUCUGUAUUGAAUCUUAACUAUUCAAAUGCAGAAACUACUGACGUCGUAAUACUGCAGACACCAAACCUGAUUGUACAACGUUCUUCAUGCUUACCGCUGUCUUCUAACUCAUCAGUCCAAAGAGAAGACACACUGCAAAAUAACCCCUUCUUCAAACUCCGCUCACAUGGAGCUCAUUCCAUCAUUAGUCAGGAGAUCAAAGAAGUUCUACAACGGGAGGCUGAGCUCCAUAAGCAAAGGGCACAAAAGAAAUAAGAACUCAUCACAAGAAUGCCCUGGCACUGAACCUGGAGAUUGCUAGAUGUGCCAGCGACUACAAAAUCAAAAAGAACUUCAUAAGUAAAGUGCACAAAAUGAUGCAGGAACUCAGCAGGUCAGGGUGCAUCUGCAGAAAGAAUUGACCAGUUUACAUUUUGGACUGAGACUUCUGAAAGGGUUUCAAUUUCCUUUGCACACAAUUGCACAUCUGAAUUUCUCUAGUAUUUUGUGUGCGUUGCUCCAGAUUUCUAGCAUCAGCAGUCUCCCUUGACUCAAUCAUGUCAUAAGCAUGUCAAAAAACAAUAGCUGCAUGAGACUGGUAGUUAGGUUCGAACGGACAGGAUGGGGAGCAUGUGGGUGGAUGACUAUUAUUUGAGGUCUCAUAUUUUAACUGAAAGAUCAUUGGCAAUCUUAAGGCAAUAAUACAGUUUUAGAUUACCUAAGAUAUUUUGCAAUGAAAUAAUAUCAAUUGAGAUACAUUGGGGUCUAACAUAGUUGUAAAUGGUGUUUUGGCUUUGAAUUCCUUUAAGAAGUAUUAUUCAAUGAAGCAUAAUAUGUGAUCAGAACAGAACACGUUGACCAUACUUCACCCAAAUUUUAUAUAUAUAUAACUCUUUUGAAUAAGAAACAAAUUUGAACAAGAUGCUCAUAAAAAUUAUGAAUGUAUGGAUAACAAAAGUAAAAGCAUUGAUCAACAUCUGAAAGAGAGUAAUUAGGUAAUAAGUUCAGUUUCAUUGCUGAUUGACCUGUUUUGUACUUAAGGUAUUGUUUUAUUAUUAAAUGUAAUCUGUGCAUGGGUUCUUUUUAUGUAGCUUUGUAGAGUGCAAUUCCUAAUGAUAUGAAACAUUAUUAUUUAAUAUUUCUACAUUAAUGAUUAUAUCCAGCAGCCUUUAUCCUGUUCUGCAGUUUUGCUACCAAAAAAUCAUUGAUAUGUGGUCUCGGCCCAAAACGACGACAGCGCUUCUCCCUAUAAAUGCUGCCUGGCUUGCUGUGUUCCCCCAGCAUUUUGUGUGU